UAAGAUUUCGAUUCCAAAAAGAAAAUUUGAAUUGAGAUAAAAUAUUUUUUUAAAUUUUUUUACUUGUAACUUGUAAUUGUAAUGGUUGAAUCUGGUCUACAUCCUCUUUUGAAAAUAUCAAAUCCUAAUGAUAUUAAGAAGUUUUUACAUGAAUGCAUAGAUGAUUUGAUAAAAAAACAUGAUAUAAGUUUUGAUAAUUAUAACAGUGGUCCUAUAGAAUGGACUAAAGAUGACUUUGAAAAGGCAAAACGAAGUGUUCAAUCAUUCUACAAACAAUGUGCCAUAGAAAAUAAAUUCCAACUAAACUCUCAAAAUUUGGAAGAAAAUAUUUAUGAAGCUUUAGAGAGUUGCUAUAAUAUAAGGAAAAAAGAUAUAUUUCAGCAUUUAGCCAAGUCUUAUAUUCUAAAAAAUGGACAUAACUUAAUAGAAAAUAUAGAUUGGAAGUUAAAAUGGGUAUUAGGGUCCUCUGAUUUAACUGUGAUAAAAGAACCUUAUCUUCAAAUUGACUUAAAUGGUAUUGAACUCUGUUCUGGAGAGAUAAAAACUACUUGUCUUUCAUUUGAAGCAAAUUUGGAACAAGUAGAUCAAUUGAUCAAAGAAUUGGUAAAUAUAAAGGCAGAUUUAAAUGCAAAAUAAAUUAUUGUUGAAUGCUAAAAAUUUAUUGAUGGUUAAUAUAAGAGAUUAUACUCUUUUUCUUUUAUUUAUACUUUAUUAUCAUUGUAACAUGCCAUUUAUAUAAUUAUUUGCAUGAUAAAAUAUAAGUUUACUAUGUAUUCAAAGAAAGGAAAUUGAAACUAGACAGGUAAUGUUGUAUUGAAAAGAUCUUGUAAUAUUGAAAAUACCAAUAACAUGCUACAAAUAAAUAGAGAAAUUG
Messenger RNA from Diabrotica balteata, 874 nucleotides. The record is from the annotation of a GenBank genome assembly. Lineage: Eukaryota; Metazoa; Arthropoda; Insecta; Coleoptera; Chrysomelidae.